CCUCUUCGCAGCUGACGAGGAAGUAGUUAUCUAAAAACGACACAUCUCUCCGGAGGUUUCCAGCGAUCGGCACAAGUGGCAAGCCCUGAUCGGAAACAUCAUCUUUCAUUCCAGAGGACAAAAGAUUUCCAGCAUCUGCACUUUGAUUUUGACGUACAGGAGGGAUGUAUGAAUGACAUAAAUCCAGCGUAAAGACAAUUGUGACGAUGCUAUCAGUCAGGCUUGUAUUACACUGCCUGUUGCUUAUUAUUUUCUGUCAACAUGUUGAAGUUGAAGUUGAUCAACUACAUAGUUCAGAUUCUCCUCUUCCAGUUGAAGAUAGUAUAUUAACAGAAGCCAGAAAAAGCCAAAUUGAACUCAACAGGCAAAAAAGAAAUGUCAAUCAACAACCCCCAUAUGAUGUCGACAUUGAAUUAAGCAUAUCUGAAAAUGAAUUUUCAAUUGACACACUGAAAAUUAUCCUGGAUAAUCUAACCUAUCCAUUUUCAGUAUACAUUGAAAAUGGUAGCAGCAUCAAUAUUACCAGGAUCACUCCUACAACGGUCUGCCAGUUGGUGAACAAUGAAAUUCAAUGUACAUGCUUCAGUGAAUUUACUUGGAAUGCAACAUUUUGUAGAACAUACCAUUCUUGCAGUGCAAAUACUACAGCAGACCAGACCUGUACAUGCAUCAGAGCCUACCCAGUAGAAAGGCAAUUCUGUGAUCCCACAGUAACAACACCCACACAAAGUACAUCAACGUCAACAAGUACGUCAUCGUCAACAAGUACGUCAACGUCAACAAGUACGUCAAUGUCAACAAGUACGUCAUCAUCAACAAGUACGUCAACGUCAACAAGUACGUCAUCAUCAACAAGUACGUCAACGUCAACAAGUACGUUAUCAUCAACAAGUACGUCAGGAACAACUACAUCAAAAUCAACUACAUCACCACCAGGUCAAGAAAAUAGAACAUUUGCGGUGACUAUUGAAAAUCUGAUCUUCAGUAAUGAACUGAAAAAUCCUUCCUCGGCCGUGUAUGAAAAUCGUUCAAAAGAAUUCACUACAUUGCUUAAUGAAGCGUACAGAAGGGUGGUUCCGAAUGCUUCAGUAAAAGUUUUGGGAUUCGCAAAUGGGAGCAUCAUUGUGCUUCAUCAAGUAUUCUCCAGCUCGCCUCUGACCGAUGAGGAAGUUGCCUCCAGCAGGACAGCAGUGAACAAUACCCUUUCUGGAGUAAACUACAUAUCAAAGUUUAUACCAGAUGAUGAAAUUCCAUGCACCGACAGCGUAUUUGGAACGACAAAAUUUAAUUUCACUGCAAAAAUCCCCUGUAUGGAAAUGGAAGGUGAUAGGAGAAGAAGAUGUGGAAAGAAUGGGAAAUAUAAUGAUGAACAUAAUUUCUGUGUAUUACCUGCAAUUCGUGAUCUUCUUCAGGUGACAAAUUCUACUGCUGAAGUGGCAAAGAAUUUUUCCAAUCUUCUUCAUGAGUUAUCUACGGUCUCAAUAAAGCAAAACAUCACCAAUCCUGGAAAUGUAGAAGCUGUUGUAACCAUCCUGACGACAUUUUCAGAAGUAAACAAUACUGUUACUGAAAUAGAUAUGGAGAACUUCUUGCAAACUGUAAACUCCGUGAUUUCUAAUGAAUCAAUAGCAACCUGGGAAGUUCUCUCCAGCACAACAGCUGAAACAAGUAUCAGUUCUCAAUUAUUACAGUCAGUGGAGACAUUUAGUAGUCGUCUCAACCUGACGAAUGGCACUUUAGAUAUCGAUAAAGACAAUCUUCAGCUCAGAGCUACUAAAAUUGACAGCCGUGAAGCAAAAAGUCCCAUUAAUGUAACCUUUAAGAAUUUUGCCACUGAAAGAUACGUCAAUUUAUCUACUAAUAUAAUCAUACCCACUGAUGAACUUGAAGAGUUGGUAGACAAUGUAGUUGUCACAAUUGCAUAUCCAACAUGGAUUGAUAUUUUACCUAGCAAAGCAAACUUCGAAGGAAAUUUCUCAAUUAAUGGUCUUGUUGUGACAAUAACAUUAAGUGAUAAGAGACCAAUUAACAUUAAGAUGAACUUCUCUACAAGAAACCCUACACUUGAUUUUAACUCUGCCCAAUGUGCAUUUUGGGAUUUUACUGGUAAUGGUAUAUGGAAUAAUGCAGGCUGUACGCCAGAUCUUGAUGGAGAAAAUGUCAUUUGUAAUUGUAAGCAUAUAACAUCCUUUUCCAUUUUAAUGUCUGCUAAGACAGCGAAAAGCCCUAUUUUGCGUUCUAUAACCCAAAUUGGAGUUGCCGUUUCUCUAGCAAGCUUAAUAAUAACCAUAAUUAUAGAAGCAGUGGUAUGGAGGCACGUGACCAAGAGUGAAGCAUCACAUAUUCGCCAUGUGGCAAUUCUGAACAUUGCUAUCAACUUGCUGAUAGCAGAUGUAUGGUUUAUUGUGGCAGCCUCUGUAAAACAAAAUACAGGAGCUUGUGUGGCUGCAACCUUUUUCAUUCAUGUUUUCUACCUCGCUUUGUUCUUUUGGAUGUUCACCCUAGGUCUUCUACUUGUGUACCACCUGGUUUUCUUAUUCCAUGAUUUCAGCAAAUCUGUUUUGAUGGGAAUCUCAUUUGGCAUCGGCUAUCUGUGUCCAAUAAUAAUUUCAGUCAUUACAAUUGGAGUUACCUAUCCACAGAACAGUUACAUAAGAAAAGAUGCCUGUUGGCUCAGUUGGAGGGAAAAAUAUCCGAUACUUGCUUUCAUUAUACCGGCUUUGUCUAUCAUCGCAAGCAACUUUAUUGUUCUAGUCGUGGUCAUAUUCAAGCUCCUACGGCCAACAAUUGGAGACAGGCCCAGGAGACAUAACGAGGAGAAGGAUACAAUAAAACCAAUUGUGAGGAGCAUUGCAGUUCUAACACCAAUCCUUGGACUUACGUGGGCAUUUGGAAUACCAACCUUUCAAGAGAACUCUCAUGAUGCUUUCGAUUAUAUAUUUACAAUUCUCAAUGCUUUUCAGGGUUUCUUUAUUUUGGUCUUUGGAACAUGCAUGGAUAAAAAGGUGCGAGAGGCUCUAUUGAAGAAGUUCUCAUUGACAGGAUUUUCUUCCCGAUCAAGGACUGUACAGAGUACUUCCACAGGAAGAUUUACCUCGAAGCAUGGAAUUGCACUUCCUGGGAGAAGUAAGAAGCUCGAUAUUUCAGGUCGCUCAUAUUCAGAUAGCAAGGAGAAAUACCUGAGCUAUUCUACUCUGAGUUAACUGUUGGAGCUCGGAAGAUAAAACUGACUCUUCAGAUGCAGAAGAAAAUUCAUUACCAUCUUAACAAAACCCAUUUCAGCAGUGAAUUAAGAAGAAAUGUUGAUUUAUGAAAGAAGUUUCAAAACUGUAGGGAAUGUUUGGCAUGUAAUUAAUAUUAUCCAAAGGAUAAGCAAUUUUUUCUUUGUAUUCUGGGGCAAUAAUUGAUAUCAAUGAAGAAUAAGCACAUUGUGGAUAGUAAAAAUAAUUAACUAUUGUAUUGUAUUUUGCCAUUAAUUAAAUAAUUCACUCGCAUAGAUUUUUCAAACUGGAUAAUUUAGUUAUGUAGACAAUAUUCAGAUUUCAUUUUUAGAUAAAACACACAACAUGCUGAAGGAACUCAGCAGGUUAGGCAGCAUCCAUGGAAAUGAACAAACAGUUGAUGUUUCAGACCAUGACCAUUCUUCAGAACUUCUGCUUUGGAUUUCAAGCAUUUGCAGAGUUUCUUUUGUUUAUUUUUUUCCAUUUUAGAUUUAUUUUGUGUGAUUACAGCCCACUCUACCUACCUCUUCCCAACAGUCAGUGCAAUCUCAGGUAUAUUCUUUAUCUCCUAUCUGCUGAAUUUCUCACGGCUUCUUGGGUUUUGUAAUUUUCCAAAAGUGUUGGCGCAUGGCCAAGUGGUUAAGGCGUCGGUCUAGUGAUCUGAAGGUCGCUAGUUCGAGCCUCAGCUGAGGCAGCAUGUUAUGUCCUUGAGCAAGGCACUUAACCUCACAUUGCUCUGCGAUGACACCGGUGCCAAGCUGUAUGGGUCAUAGUGCCCUUCCCUUGGACAACAUCAGUGGCGUGGAGAGGGGAGUCAUACAGCAUGGGCAACUGCCGGUCUUCCAUACAACCUUGCCUGGGCCUCAGUCAACAUUGAAAUUGAUGGACAGCCGAAGAAGACUUUUCCAAAAGCAUAGGAUUACUCUGAGCUUCUAAAAUUUGCUUUGUUUCUCAUUGGAAGUGCGUAGAACUUUGCAGAGACAUUUUUCAGGCCCAAAGGACAUUGUUGCCUUCCUUUACUAACCUUCUUAUUGAAUACACCACAGAUCAGCAUGAAGGUAUCAUUUAGGUUUACAGAAGAUAAUAGUAUGCCAUGGGUAAGGGAAACAAAAUAAAAAUAUGGGUAGGAAAGGGGAUAUAAACGUGCCAUAGUAUCCACUUUUGAUUGCUGUUCCCUGAACCCUGCUAUAACGUAUACUUGUUUGGAAGCUGGGUAAUGACAGGAGCAGGCUUUGGUGUGAUUGAGUUGGCUGUUGUCAUUUACUGAUCAAGUUCACACAUCCAUUCAUCCUCAGUAAUAUGACUGUAUCUGGUUUGUCUGGGUUUAGUACUACUAUGUCGAUUCAGGCAUAGGGGGCCGGCGUUGGGCAUGAUGACGACAUCUCCACUCCUCCCUCUCCCCCUUCAGUGUGUUCAGUUCAUCUACAUAGCUGCGCCGCUGUCUUCUAGGAGCGUGUUGACCAUAGUCUUGGGAGGGUGCCCAGGGUUCAUCCUCCCGUGCUUGGGCUCCCAUAUGAUGACUAUGCUGGCAGGUAGCUCGGGAUGGCGUAGACAGUGCCCCGGUAGUUGCAGUCUUCUCGCCUCAAUUUUAGUGGAGAGCAUCGGUUGGUUGUUAUAGAGCUCAACAUUCAUCAUGUGCUGUUGCCAACUCACAUCAAGAGCCAUCCGGAGCACUCGUGUAUAGCAACCAUCUAGAGACUUUCGCAUAGUCUUGGUGAGUGUCCACAUCUCACAUCCAUACGUGAGAAUAGACUCUAUGGCUGCUAUGAAAAUCCUCUCUUUAAGCCCUCUGGUCAGGUUCGACUUCCAGAUUUCCUUCAUGUCGUUCAUAGCCCUCCACAUCAGCGCCUUCCAUAUCUUUAUGUCCUUCUCCGAACUCAUCAUUCUUGACCCGAGGUACUUGUAGUCAAAGACUUUCUUAAUGGUAUCAUUCUCUACGGUCUUGAGUAAAAAAUUAAAGGGUCCUUUCCAUGUUUUUUCAAACUGGAUUGAUUACUUCCCAACUUCUAUCAACAUUACCAUUUAAAUUCAUCAAUAUAAGUCAGCCAUGUAUUCAUCUCACUUUACUAUUUUUUCUAUUCAUACGGACAAUUUAAUGCUUCUUGUGAAGCUAGGAGGAAAGCAAUGGUUCUGAAAGAAGGGUAAAUGAGCCACACAGCCUUGUCUAGAGCAUUUCUGUUGGCUUAGCAUAUUUCACAUCAAGAAAAUAAUUCAUUAAAUCAACUCAUUAGGUGGAAUCAAAACAUUUCAAGUGCCCUCCAACUAUCAACUGCAAUAGUAUGAUAGGUUUUAGUACGAAUUACUCCUACCACAGUACAAUUGUUGCUUUGUUUUGUUUGCUCUACAUCAUUACUGCUCACUGUGCUAUCCUGUUUCUGGGCUUUCACAUGUCUUACACUGUGGUACAUGCUACAAAUCUGUACAUUCUACAAACUGGAGAUGUCCUGGAACGGAAAUCCUCAUCCUGGGAGCAGAUGCGGCGGAGACGGAGGAACUGGGAAUAGGGAAUGGCAUUUUUGCAUGUGGUGGGGUGGGAAGAGGUAUAGUCGAUGUACAUUCUACAAAUCUGUGUGUUCAUUCCACAGCAAGCUUCAAUUGAAUGGCAGAUCGCUCACUGUUGAGAGGUAGUAGGAUGCUCCAUUGAAUAUGAAUUUCCUAACUUUCUGGCUGUUAAUUUGAAAUUAUAAAAUAUUGCUCAUAUUAUUGAAUAUUGAUAGAUCUAGAUAGAAUGGACAUGGAGAGAAUGUUUCCUUUCGUGGGGGAUUUUCGGACCAGAGGGCACAGCCUCAGAAUACAAGGAUGUCCAAUUAGAAUACAGAUGAGGAAGAAUUCCUUUAGUCAGAGGGUGGUGAAUCUGUAAAAUUCAUUGCCACAGAUGGUGGUGAAGGCCAAGUCACUGUGUAUAUUCAAAGCGAAGGUUGAUAAGAUUCUUGAUUAGUUAGGGUAUCAGAGGUUAUGGGGAGAAGGCAGGAAAUGAGGUUGAGGGGGAUAAUAAAUCAGUCAUGAUAGAAUGGCGGAGAAGACUUGAUAGGCUGAAUGGCCUAAUUCUGCUCUGAUGUCUUAUAGCCUUACAUGCUAUUUGGAUCAAUGGAUAGUGAAUCAAUAACAUUGAGUUGUAUUCUGUUGAGCCUUUCUAUUACAUGACAUUUCAUGAUGCAUUUUGCUUUCCCUUUGGAAAAAUUCCUGGAUAAAUUUUAGUUUAGUGCUUUUGUUUCAGUGCAUGAUAUAAAGGAGAACAUCCUGGGAACCAAAGAUAAGGAGAAAUUUCUUUAUCCAGAGAGUGAUGAAUCUGUGGAAUUCAUUGCUGCAGAUGGCUGUGGAGGGCAAGUCGUUGGGUACAUUUAAAGCAGAAGUUGAUAGGUUCUUGAUUAGUAAGGGCAUCAAAGGUUACAGGGAGAAGAAGGGCAAUGGGGGUAAGAGGGAAAAUAAAUAUGGCAAGACUAAAUGGCAGAGCAGACUCGACGGGCCAAACCACCCAAUUCUGCUCCUAUGUCUUAUGGUCUUAUACUUGCAGCUUGAUCAGUUGUGGGUGCUGGUAAUAGGCAAUUAUGGAUCCAAAUUAGUGGUUAUGCAUGUAUGAAUAGAUUUCAGUUCUGCUUUUAUCUUGUACUGUACUUCACUGCAAUACAAUUACUUAUUAAUUUGAAUUUUCUGAACAAUCUCAUUCACCUGCUGAAGACUAUAAGACAUAGGAGCAGGAUCAGGUAACUCAGUCCAUUGACUCUGUUCCAAUAAGUCAUCCAAAAGUAGAGCUUACAUAUUUGGUAUGGAUGAACGGCACUAAUGGAAGAUGCCAAAUUAAUAAUUAUGGUAUGGCUGUGUUGGCCCAUUGAAUUCUGAUAACUGAAGCCAUAGAAGAAAGAAAUUUAAAUUUUAUUAAUAGCUGAUUUAUAUAAAUUUAAUAAUAUGAUUAUGUUUAAAUACUGACUGAGGGGUGAUCUGAUAGAAGUAGAAACAGAUAGGGUAGUCAGAAAUAGUGUCGAAAUGCCAAACACCAGAGGAUAUAAUUUUAAGGUUAGUUGUUUGGGGGGCGGGGAGUGAAUUUAAAGUCGACAUGAGAGGCAAGUUUUUUUUUAUGCAUAGAAUUGGUUACUGGGGUAGUAGUGGAAACUGGCAGUUUGCUGGAUUUAAAUAGACACAUGAAUAUGAAUGGACUGUAGGAAUAUGAAGUAGGUACAGGAGGAGGACAUUUAGUACAAAUUGGUAUCAAGAUCUGCACGUCAUUCUAUGUUCAAUGUAUUAUAGCAAUUUUAAACUGUUAGAGAUAAUUAACAACGUUCAAAAUACUCCUGUGAAAAGCAUUUUUGUGGCAGAUGGAAGCAUGUUGCUGCUUUCAUACUUCAAAUUCAAUUUAAUAAUAUCUUAAGUAUUGAAACGUAUGCUUGUUUAAAAAUAAUUUUUCAUGUUAGCGGACGUUUUUAACAACAAAGAGUUAUGAAUGGAAAAAACUUUUGUAAAAUGUCAUCGUAGUGGAUACCUGUCAAUGUACUCUGUUCCUCUUCAUGCCUUACUAUUCUACUUUAUGAUACUUGUGAAUACAGAAAACAAUUGUAAUGGAUGUGAUGUAACUUGUUAAAUAAGUGAUAUACUAUCAAUAAAAAAAAUCAAUGUA
Molecule: messenger RNA, 7833 nt
Organism: Mobula hypostoma (lesser devil ray)
Lineage: Eukaryota; Metazoa; Chordata; Chondrichthyes; Myliobatiformes; Myliobatidae
Product: adhesion G protein-coupled receptor F4-like
Exons: 16
Coding region: 207-3203 (998 amino acids)
Biological process (GO): cell surface receptor signaling pathway; adenylate cyclase-activating G protein-coupled receptor signaling pathway
Cellular component (GO): membrane
Molecular function (GO): G protein-coupled receptor activity
Source: RefSeq, a predicted model, not a curated record